Messenger RNA from Austrofundulus limnaeus, 2958 nucleotides. RefSeq names its product FERM domain-containing protein 7. Bases 376 to 2700 code for a protein of 774 amino acids. The transcript has 12 exons. Gene Ontology annotation, cellular component: cytoskeleton. NCBI's taxonomy places the organism in Eukaryota, Metazoa, Chordata, Actinopteri, Cyprinodontiformes, Rivulidae. The record is from RefSeq and is a predicted model, not a curated record. Gene Ontology annotation, molecular function: guanyl-nucleotide exchange factor activity; cytoskeletal protein binding.
GAAAAACAAACAAAAAGAUUCUUAAAUGAGUGCCCUGAUGCAUCUCAGUAACCCAGGAAGAUUUUUAUUUUUAUUCUUAAAUAAGUUCUCAAUGAGCAACAUUUUGAUCUGUGAGAUUAAAUUUCUCUCCCUGCUUUCCUGACCCAGACCCUGUCAGAGGUGUCAGAACCUUCCCUGCGCUCCUGGUCCCGGUGCCUCCCGCGUGCCAUGACGCACUAGGAGAGCGCGCGCUCCCUGCAGCAGCCGCGAGGAUGAAGAGGAGCUCAGUGAUGAAGAGGAGGAGGAGGAGGAGGAGGAGGCGCGCCUGAAGCCGUUUCUUUGGGGACUCUCAGAGAGAGGAUGGACCUAACGAGCUGCCGGUCCUGAGGGGGGGACAUGGGGGACCGACGCCCGCGGACACGGACUCUCGGGGGUCUCGCCACCAAACCCCGGAUCUCCAAGGAGACCAAGCUCCGGCUGCGCGUGAUCUUCCUGGAUGAGAGCGAGCGCACGUUUGAGGUGGAGCAAAAUGUUUUAGGUGGCGACUUCUUCAACAAAGUUUGUGGUCAUCUGAAACUACUGGAAAAGGAGUACUUUGGACUGGAGUUCAGACAUCACAGUGGCCAUUACGUUUGGUUGGAAUUGCUGAAGCCUCUAGUCAAACAGAUUAAAUACACCAAUGAUUUAUUCUUUAGGUUUAUAGUCAAAUUCUUCCCUCCAGAUCCUGGACAACUAAAGAGAGGUCUCACGAGGUAUCUUUUUGCCUUACAGAUAAAACAGGAUUUAUCCAACGGCAGUCUGACCUGUAACGACAACAGCGCCGCACUGCUGGUCUCACACAUACUGCAGGCAGAGAUCGGGGACUACGACGAGGAGCUGGACUAUCAACAUCUGGACAUGAAGCACUAUGUUCCCAAUCAGGAGUACUUGGACAACAAAAUCCUCAAAUUUCAUAAAAGACACAGAGGUGCCUCUCCAGCAGACUCAGAUGUCCAGCUGCUGGAGGUGGCCAGAAAGCUGGAUAUGUACGGCAUCAGGCCUCAUGCUGCUCAUGACGGGGAGGGGAUGAGGAUUAACCUGGCUGUCACACACACUGGAGUUCUGGUCUUUCAGGGAAAUACCAAAAUCAACACCUUCAGCUGGGCGAAGAUCCGCAAACUCAGCUUCAAACGCAAACACUUCCUCAUUAAACUUUAUGACAAAGUUGGGCCAUCGUGUAAGGAUACGUUAGAGUUCGCCAUGGCGAGCCGUGACGUUUGUAAAUCGUUCUGGAAGACAUGUGUGGAGUAUCACGCCUUCUUCAAGCUAGCUGAGGAACCAAAGCCCGUCCAUAAAACUCUGCUAUCCUGUAAAGGAUCCACGUUUAGAUACAGUGGAAGAACCCAGAAACAGCUGCUGGAGUGUAUGGGAUCAGGAGAGAAGAAGUCUUCACAGUUUGAACGGACCUACUGCCAGUCAGACUUCGAUUCCAGACAGUGUCGAUCUUCUCCUGAUCUCCUCACGGACGUCUCCAAACAGUUAUACGAACAAUCACUCCCGUUCCCCCAGCCGAGCCGAGCUCUGGCCGUCCACAGUCAGGACGAAAUGGACCGCCAUCGCCGAGGUCUAAGUGACACUGAAAUGAAGACAGCGUCUAAACGCAGCCAAUCGUCUAGUCUUGUCAACCAAAGGCCACACCCCCUGGCUCAAGUCACUCCCCUUUCCCCAUCCCUGGGCCAGUCAACCCCCUCGCCAAAGUUACGCACUUCCUCUGCAUCCUUAAUGGAGGACGCAAGGGGGGCACGGAACGGAGCACAGCGCCAAGCCCAAAGGCUAGCCGGUGUUUACGGCAACCGGUCGAGACGUCGGCCGAACCCACAGCCGUAUGCUGACGCUGCACAGCAGCUGGUUCUCCUCUACCCCAACACACCAGCUUACCAGUAUCACCCGGUCCUCCCAUCCUUCCCAUUUGCCGGUCCCUCACUGCUAACCAGACAUCCAUAUUUAUCAGACUACGUCAGUGUUUCUUCACUAGAGCGGCUCCCUCAUGUAAGGAGGCGGGACUUUGUGUCAGUGGAUGGCGUCUCACGGCCGUCUUUCUACCCGUUAGCCCACGAUUCGCCAUCUGCGUCACCAAUAAGGAGGGACUUUCGCCCGUGUGGUUCAGGCGGUCUGGGACUGGCGAAGGUCUACCAGACGGGAAGCAACGGAUCGAGGCUUUUAGGCGUUGGACAUACGGAGGCGGGACAUUACAGCGACGACUCCAACUUCCUGCCUGGGUUGCCUCGCCGUGUGGCGAGCCAACCGGAUGUCAAGUUCCACCUCUCGAGGAGUACAAACCCAACCUUCAACCCCGCCUCUGAGUUUCGACCCCUUGGGUACUACCCUCACCUGACGCGGCCCUCCCGACCCACCUACCUCCCACUUAACUCCUCCCCGCUCCCUGAACGCCCCACCUCAGUAUGUAUGAUCGGCGGGACCUCAGGGAGCUACAGCGACUCCGAUCCCGAAGUUUUCUAUCCGUACUACUGCCCACCACACCAGCUGGGGAAAGUGGUACGGCCCGCCGGGUUAGCCCGGAUGAGGUUUUCCUCCGGAAGCCUUCAGCUGGAUGAAGAAGAAGAGGGGAAUGAGGAAGAGGAAACGGCUAAAAAAGAUGUAAAAGGUGGACUGGACAAGAAGCCAAGGAGUGAAGGAGAGGAUUCAAGAGGAGCAACAAAGAUUACUCAAGUCACGCUUUAGACACGAAACGGUUUAAGAUGUGACAGAUUAUACUAAAAACUGUAAACAAACAGAAAACAUGAUUCGUGUUUGUAAAGUGACAUGUUUUAAGAUGUGAAAUGACCGCACUGUUGCCUUGUUUUAGUAAAAACAGUUUGUUAAAAAUGAUGUUUUGGGUUUUAUUCCUGAUAUGUUAAGAAAUCUACAGGUUCAGUAAUACCUCACAAACAGUUUUUGUUUACUGGCCAACAAUAAUAAAUGUACAUUACCAUUAUGAAA